ACCAAAAAAUUAAUACUUAUAUGGAAAGAGGGAAGAGUUUGUCGAAGUCGAAGUUUUCAGCAGUUUGAUUCUCUCUUCCUCAAGUCAUAUAAAAGGAGUAGCAGAGGCACAGCACUGAAACCUCGUUGAUUCUUUUGUUGUUUUGUGUUUUCCAUCAUUGGAGACCGAGAGAUCUUUCUCUGAAUCGCAUUGUUGGAUGGAUUGUCGGCGGCUCGUUUUGUUCUCACUCUGUUUGUUAUCCGUCUUCCCUGAUCUCUCCCUCCAAUCCUCCAGAUGGGUUGGAGCUGGAAAAACGAAAGAGCCGGUGCUGCGAAUGGUUACCGGAGCUUCGUCAGCUGUUAUUGAUCCGACCCGGGUCACCCAAAUCUCUUGGCAUCCCAGGGCUUUUAUAUAUAAAGGAUUCUUGACACACGAGGAGUGUGAUCAUCUCACCAAUCUGGCUAGAGAUAAGCUGGAGAAAUCCAUGGUGGCUGACAAUGAUUCGGGAAAGAGCAUCGAGAGUGAAGUUCGGACAAGUUCUGGCACCUUUCUUAGAAAGGCUCAGGAUCAAAUUGUUGCUAAUAUUGAAGCCAGGAUAGCUGCCUGGACUUUCUUACCUCCAGAGAAUGGAGAAUCUAUCCAAAUUUUGCGAUAUGAACACGGACAAAAAUACGAACCACAUUUUGAUUAUUUUCACGACUUGGCCAAUCAAGAGCUAGGGGGUCAUCGUGUGGCUACUGUUCUUAUGUACUUAUCAUCUGUUGAGAAGGGUGGGGAAACCAUAUUCCCUAGUUCCGAGAACAAAGACAUUCAGCCAAAGGGUGAGGACUGGUCCGACUGUGCUAAAAAUGGCUAUGCAGUGAAACCUUACAAGGGUGAUGCGUUGUUGUUUUUCAGUCUUCAUCUCAACGCUACGACUGACCCUCUGAGCUUACAUGGAAGCUGCCCUGUGCUUGAAGGCGAGAAGUGGUCGGCUACAAAAUGGAUUCACGUGCGGUCUUUUGAGAUACCAUCCAGUGGAUGCACUGAUAAGAACUCAAACUGCUCCCGCUGGGCUGCUGCUGGUGAAUGUGAAAAGAAUCCUUUAUAUAUGGUGGGCACCGAAGAUUCUCCGGGACACUGUAGGAAAAGCUGUGAAGUAUGCUCAUCUUAGGGAAACUCAAUCGACACGGGGGUUUCUGUUUCUUACUGGUUUAUGAAGCGAGAAAUUUUCCCCAAUGAGUCUGUGUCAGCUUGUAUAUCUUAUAGAAACUUUGGUUUAGACAUGCUAUACUUGAAAAGGAUCGGAAUUUCUCUUGACAGUGAGCAAAUUAACUUGCCUAUUA
Molecule: messenger RNA, 1304 nt
Organism: Ipomoea nil (Japanese morning glory)
Lineage: Eukaryota; Viridiplantae; Streptophyta; Magnoliopsida; Solanales; Convolvulaceae
Product: probable prolyl 4-hydroxylase 7
Exons: 8
Coding region: 197-1132 (311 amino acids)
Biological process (GO): peptidyl-proline hydroxylation to 4-hydroxy-L-proline
Cellular component (GO): endoplasmic reticulum
Molecular function (GO): L-ascorbic acid binding; iron ion binding; procollagen-proline 4-dioxygenase activity
Source: RefSeq, a predicted model, not a curated record